Messenger RNA from Scleropages formosus (Asian bonytongue), 2425 nucleotides. It is a transcript of the gene map7d2b, whose product is annotated as MAP7 domain containing 2b. Bases 537 to 2264 code for a protein of 575 amino acids. The record is from RefSeq and is a predicted model, not a curated record. The transcript is spliced from 13 exons. NCBI's taxonomy places the organism in Eukaryota, Metazoa, Chordata, Actinopteri, Osteoglossiformes, Osteoglossidae. Gene Ontology annotation, cellular component: microtubule cytoskeleton. Gene Ontology annotation, biological process: microtubule cytoskeleton organization.
GAGGGGUGAGCGGUGGGCAGUAGAGAUGUUGGUCUGUCCAAGGAAGACAUGUGGGCGGUGCAGCUCCAGUCCUUUGUUCUUUAUCUGCUGUUUUCUCAAAAGCUCACGUGUCUUGUUUCUCAUCCAGGGUCAACGGCUCCACACGUGUGUUACUGACUGUGUGCAUGUUACUAACAUUGUGUGUGUGUGUGAGGUGCCCGGUGCCCAGUGUUGGGUCAGGACCAGGCAAGCAAGAGUUAAGCAGCAGGAUGAGGAGGACCCUGGGUCAUGACAGAUGAUGUCAGAACAGGGGGUUGGGGGAGGGGCUUCUAGAAAAAGAGAGUGAGCAAGAGAGAGAGUGUGGUGCAUCUUGUGUCAGCAGCAUAGCUGCUGCGUGCGCGUGUGUGUGUGUGUGCGCGUGUGCGUGCAGGCCCUCCCAGGGAGGGUUUCAGCAGAAGGAGGGUGGAGUCAGGUGCAGAUGUGCUGCUCUCCCCUGGCUGCCGCUUCGAGGUGAGACAAUCUAGAGAGAGGGAGAGCGAGAGCUCUGAACACGGAGGAUGGACGGACAGAUGGACGGACGGCCUUGUCCCCCGCGCCGGGAAGGGCAGGAGGCCACGGAGCAGUCGGGUUCCGGUCCGCGCCGCCGCAGCCACGGUUCCGUGAGAGAGAGUCUCUUCUUCCCUGUGCUGGAGCGCAACGAGCAGCAGCGGCUAGACGCGCUGAGCCGAAGCUCCCCGGAGCGCAGCCUGCAGCACGAUGUGCGGCCCAAGCGCUGGACCUGGGGAGGUGACUACGAGAACGACCUGAGGUGUGACGUCUCACCAUCCAGCACCAGCAGUGAAUCUAACCAUGUGUCUCCUAGUCCCCACAGACCUUCCGCCUCGGGCCCUCCCAGUGAUGCCGAGAACGGAAAGAGCAGAGUCGAAUCCCCAGCUGCAACCCCUAAAGCGCCGGCGAUGGAGACUUCAGGUGCAGAGAAAGCAUCGGCCUCCUUGCUCAGAAGCUCCUCUGCGAGGCGUCCCGACUCCCCGGCCACACCGUCUCGGCGCUCCUCUCCUCGGCCCCUGAGCCAGAGCCUCGGCACUCCCAGAAGGAGCCGCCGCCAGUCGCCCUGCGCCACCGGGCCUCACCCCUCCUCGCCCCUGAAGAACGGACCCAGCUGGCCCAGCGCAGACCUCAGCAGGAAGCCAGCGGGGGAGGAGAAGGAAGUCAAAGGUCACGGCUCAUCUGAGAGGAAAGCGUCAAAGGCGGAGACGACCGAAAGGAAGAUGCCCAAGUCUGUGAGCCGGGAGAGAGCAAUGGGUGCAGAAAGGAGCGCAGACGCGUCCCCCGUGACCCCUACCGGAAAGCCUGUUGCCGGGACAACGGAUGCAGAGGAGGCAUCCAGACUGCUGGCAGAGCGCCGGCGUCAGGCUCGUCAGCAGAAGGAGCAAGAGGAGAGACAGCGGCGAGAGCAGGAGGAGGAGGAGAGGCUGAGAGUGGAGGAAGAGCAAAGGAGGCUGAGAGAAGAGAGAGCGCGUCUAGAGGAGGAGGCCCGGCAGAAGGAGGAGCAGAGGCAGAGGGAAGAGCUGGAGAGAAGAAGAGUGGAAGAAGAGGAGCGGCGUCUGAAGGAGCGACGAUGGAGGGAACUGCAGGCUCAGCUGGAGAGAGAGAAGGAGGAAAUGGACUUUCGGGCCCAGAAGGAGGCAGAACGCCAGCAACAGGAGAGGGAGAUGCUCAAAUUACAGGAAGAUGAGGAGAGACUGCAGAGGAAGAAGAGGAUCGAGGAGAUUAUGAGAAGGACCAGGAAGACUGGCGCUGAGGGAAAGAAAGACGCCGUUUGGGCAGAGCCGGCGUCCGCUGUCUCCCACGUGCAGUCUUUCUCAUCUCCGCUCCUGGGGCUUCCAGCAGGUAUAGGACAGGUGAAUACCGUGGUGAACAUACAGGUGAGUGGGCCGGGCCUGGAGCAACUGCCCCCAUCCUUUGGCCUGGGGCUGCUGGGAGUGCAGAGCCGGGGGGCAGAUGAGCUUGCUGAUGAAGUCCAGGCCAUGGAUGUCAGCCCAGUGAGCAAGGAUGAGCUCACCUCCAACUUGCCUGACAACGAGCUCCAGAAGAGCAGUACAAGCAACGCUUGCGCCCUGGAGGACCUGCUGGACAUCACGAGCCAGGUGUCCUGUCCAGCGCUGUCUGCUGGGGAGCCCCUGGGGGACUGCAACAAGAACCUCAUCGAGGACUUCUACCCCAGUGCUGAAGCCCAGCUGAUCCAGAGCUUCAUCUCCUCUCCUGACGAGCGCAACCUGCAGUGACCAGCCGAGACCGGAGGCGAGCCAGUAGCUGUGGAAACAUCUGCUGAGGAGCACAUGGAUGGCUUUUUGGCUGUGCUAAACAAGCCUCUCACCCACGAGUACGAUCCCUGGCGCCGAGGACGAGCGAGAGGAAGCGCUGGAUUCGCCAUUUUGUUUGUCAU